Lampris incognitus (smalleye Pacific opah) is the source of this 5604-nucleotide messenger RNA. RefSeq names its product Rho GTPase activating protein 17a (gene arhgap17a). The coding region runs from base 435 to 3035 and encodes 866 amino acids. Gene Ontology annotation, cellular component: cytoplasm; intracellular anatomical structure; cytosol. NCBI's taxonomy places the organism in Eukaryota, Metazoa, Chordata, Actinopteri, Lampriformes, Lampridae. The transcript has 21 exons. The record is from RefSeq and is a predicted model, not a curated record. Gene Ontology annotation, biological process: signal transduction; positive regulation of GTPase activity; regulation of Rac protein signal transduction. Gene Ontology annotation, molecular function: protein binding; GTPase activator activity.
CCGAGGUGCGCCGCUGCUCAGUGUGAAGGGAAAGCGGUGGAGGAUUAUCGGCUAGCCGGCUAACGAGGCGUCCGACAGCGGUCCGGGAGCCGCUAUGGAGAGAACCCUUUGAAGCGGACCCGCCGUUAACCCGUAGAACCGUGUCGGCGGGCCGCCGGGCUUAAAUGCAGCGACUUGUACCCGGAGGGAGGUUUGUGGAUCAUGCCGCUGUUCCGAUAGGAAACUUUUCUCCCCCCCUCUCCUCCCUCCUCCUCCUCCUCCCCCCUCCUCUGAACGCCGCCCGGGAAGAGCGCUAGCAGCCUCCGAGCUAGCCGAGCUAGCACACCGCUUCUAACUGGCCCGCGGGCUGAGAUGGUUCCGGCCCGUUCCGCUCUCUGCUGACCGGACAGCUCCGAACUCAACUUCAUGUCGACCCAAAGAGUCCGGAUCUGAAGAUGAAGAAGCAGUUCAACCGGAUGAAGCAGCUCGCCAACCAGACUGUGGGCAGAGCGGAGAAAACAGAAGUCCUCAGCGAUGACCUCUUACAGAUUGAGCGGCGGAUGGAGAUGGUGAGGGUGGUCUCCCACAACACACACAAGAAGAUGGUCACAUGUCUGCAGGGGCACAUCGGAGCAGACGUCGAGAAGAGACACUCCGUACCACGCCUCUAUACAGGAAAUGGUCAGAAAAAGCUCCCCCUGACAGCGCUAUCCCAGGCCAUGGUGGACGGCGGGAGCCAGCUGGGAGAAGACUCGCUGAUAGGGAAGAUGAUGGAGUUGUGCGGGGAGGCAGAGAACCGUCUGGCAUCGGAGCUGAUGCAACACGAGCUGCAGCUGGAGAAGGACGUUCUUGAUCCGCUCAACCAGCUGGCAGAGGUGGACAUCCCCAACAUCCUGAAGCAGAGGAAGCAGCUGGCCAAACUGGUGCUGGACUACGAUUCUGCCAGAGCGAGGUGGUUGCAGGCGACCAAGUCGAUAAUCUCAGGAACAAACACUCAGGCGCUGACGGCCAAAGCUGACCUGCUGAAGGAGGAAGUGGACGAGGCCCUCAACAAGGUGGAACUGUGCAAGGACCAGCUUGCUGCCGACAUGUACAACUUCUUCUCUAAAGAAGGAGACUACGCACGCUACUACGUAAUGCUGUUGGAGGCUCAAGCUGAUUACCACAGAAAAUCUCUUGCUCUGUUGGAGAGUGUCUUGCCAGCCAUCCAGGUCCAGCAAGACUCGUGGACGGAGAAGCCGGCGUUCGGCACGGCGUUGGAGGAGCACCUGAAGCGGAGCGGCCGGGAGAUUGCUCUGCCCAUCGAGGCCUGUGUGAUGAUGCUGCUGGAGACCGGCAUGAGGGAAGAGGGUUUAUUUAGGAUUGCUGCAGGGGCCUCAAAACUAAAGAAGCUCAAAGCUGCACUGGACUGUUCCACUUCUCAACUGGAGGAGUUUUACUUUGACCCUCAUGCUGUUGCUGGAGCGCUGAAGUCAUACCUAAGAGAACUCCCCGAGCCCCUGAUGACCUACCAGUUCUAUGACGAGUGGAUUCAGGCGUCCAGCGUGUCAGAUCCAGACAAAAGGCUUCAGGCACUCUGGGUUGUCUGUGAUCAGCUACCAAAGAACAACAAAGCCAACCUGAGGUAUCUGGUGAAAUUUCUUGCCAAGCUGGCUCAGGAAAGUGAGGUAAACAAGAUGACCCCCAGCAACAUAGCCAUCGUCCUGGGUCCAAACCUGCUCUGGGCCAAGACCGAGGGAAGUCUGGCUGAGAUGGCAGCAGCUACGUCGGUCCACGUGGUGACCAUCAUAGAGCCCAUUAUCCAACAUGCAGACUGGUUCUUUCCAGAGGACGUGGAGUUCAAUGUCUCCGGCAUGUUCGCCAUGCCGACGCCGCAGGCCAACCACAACAAUCACCUGGACUAUGACAGCGGCACUAUUGAGCGGAAGAGGCCUGGCAGCAUGGUGGGACCGGAGAAUGACGCGUCACGUAAAGAGAGCUCCGCUAACAAACACUCGGACCACACGCUCCGCAGAGGCAGCAACACUUUAGGUAGAAAGCAGCACGCUUCGCCCGCCUUCCAGCCUCCUCUGCCGCCCGUGGAGGCUCCGGGGCCGGUUCAUGGAGCCGGGCAGGUCCCUCACCCCGCAGCCGAAGCCCUGCCACAGCCCCCGGCUACGGCCGGGGGCCCGGGGUCUGACCCCUGCCAGCCGAGCACGGCAGUGGGUCCGACUUCUGUGGUGGCAGCCCAACACAGCGAGGAUGUCAGCAACCCAAAGCUACGUGACCCCAACUCCACCCUCAACCCUCCGCUCCAGAGGAACGGGUCCGGCGGGGGGCCCGCUGGCGGGGCAGGCAUGGGGACCCCCGGGGCCGGCCCCAUGGGGCCCAGUCCUCACAUGAUGCGCAGAGGAACUAAAAAACCGGCUCCUGCUCCUCCCAAACCCACUAACCCUCCUCCCAGUCAGCCCAGUAACGCCACAAGCCACCAGUCCUCUUCAGGCUCCUCCCACUCCCUAAGCCCCACUCUCCGACCCCUCUCCAGUCACUCCCCUACCUCCCCGACUUCCCCGACGCCGCAGCCAAGCGCCACGCCCAGACGCUAUUCCAGCAACCAGACGCCAAUCCAGGCGCCCAACCACCCUCCUCCACAGCCUCCCACGCAGGUCAUUGCAGCGAGCCAGCCCACCGGCGAACAACAGGGGACGGAGCACUCGCCUCCGGACACCCCCACCCCACCUGACACCCCUCCGCCUUCUGCCGGCACCCAGGACAGCCCUGGGUCAGCCCCUCCCCCCUCCCCCUCCCCCUUCCAGUCAGGCUCGCUCCCUCGGCCACGGCCCGUCCCGAAACCCAGGAACCGACCCAGCAUCCCCCCUCCGCCGCAGCCCCCCCCGCCAGCUGGCGACACCAAUGGGAUCUGUGCCACCGCAUACAAGAUGAUGGAGCCGGCCAUGUCUCUCAAGCCGCUGAGUCGAGCGUUGGUACCCGAGCUCUCCGCGGAGCUGCAUGCUGCCUCCUGCCCACCAUCUCCUCCCAAAGACGCUGACCUGGACUCUGAGAGCACCGUUCUAUAGAGAGAGGAGUCCGCCCAGCCCCUCCCCCACCCACCUUGUUCUCUUCCUCCUCCACCUUUGUCCCAGCCCUCAUCCUCACUGUGAGCCCUACAACACACACACACACACACACACACACACAACAUGCAUACACACUCAACACGCACUGAACACACCCAGUACGGCUCCAUCAGUCACACCAAGCUCCGGACAAUCAACCAGAAAAGUUUGACCUCCACAACCUUCCAGAACUUUCAAGAACCUUCGGAACUUCUCUGAUCUCUCAAAUCAUAUCUCACCCACGUGGCUGUGUCAACACCGCUAGUUUAGAUGUCUACACGGAGGUCUCGCGCCUCUGAAGGGCAACCCGAAGGGGCUGGUGUGUGUGUGUGUGUGUGUGAUUCCUACAGCUUUGGUAUUUGGUUUUGAAGGGUUUUCUUGUGUUUUUUGGACCCCAUUGGUGAAAAUGGCCUUAGAUGAACUCGUGAAGAAGAAAGGUGUCUCUGCGGCGAGUGUGUGUGUGUGUGUGUGUGGUUGGUUGGUUGGUUGGUUGGUUGGUUGGGGGGGGGGUUGUUGUUCAAAGUGUAUCUGGUGACUGCAGGUUUCCAGUCGUCUCAAACACUCAGUUUACCUUUUUACCUGUUUUUGUAUGACCGCCGCUCUGUCUGUUUUUCCUGUCUGUUGUAUUUAUUCUCCAAGUAUCACACAUUCCCCGUGACGUCACACGUGUCCGAGCCCUCUCGAUGCCUUAUCGCUUCUCACAGAACUGGAACCAUUAUAUCCACACCAAACGCAGAGCAGAAGUAUUUUACAUAUUGACUGUGCGGAGGAUGUGAACAGCCCACCGGGUUAUUCGGCAACAGACGACACAGACAAGCAGUUAGGUGAACCCGGUUCCUCGUCUCGUUAAAGUCCGACGUUGCGGACGUCUGUCUGGGACGUCGUCUGUUUCUUGCGGUGUGGGCGGGGCAUUACUGACCGCUUCUACGUAGUGAAUGUAGGGAAACGGAUGUUUUGAAAGCACUCGCAUGCUUCUAUUUCCUGUAAGCGGUGAAUCGUGACUUCAGGGGUGGACGUUGCACUCGAGGAGUGAUUUCUACAGACCUCUCUCAAACAUGGCCGACGCACCGCCCUUUCUGCCUAAAGAUCAGCGCUUCCUGUAGCCUUCCGUGUUAGAAAGGUGUCUUUUCAUCGCCUUUAGUUCUGUGACGGAAUCAAAGUCAAUAGGAAGUUGGCUUUUCAACGCUGCGGGUGGAACCGGUCUUCACCUUCCUGGCAGAAACACGUCGGCCAUGUCUGUGAAGAAGGUCUGUUGAGCUGGUUUCCACAAAAGAGACUUUUUGUGUUCCUCUUUCCCACUGAGCUGAGUGUACAGUGCAACAACUCAGUAGUGAUGUGGUGGUGGUGGUGGUGAAACCCGUGGCGGCCUCACGCCGUGUUUCUGUGUAUAAGCUUUUUGCUUUUUUUGCCUUGCGUAUGAUUCAGGGUUUGUUUCCCCCGAGGACAAAGCCGACAUGGUACCCAGGGCGGGUCGGGUCAGCCAGGCCACGGUCCGCAUUGUAAAUGUGGCCGAGUUUCUCUGGCCCCAUCCUGAACCUCGUUGCCUUAUCCCUGAACAUCUGGAGCUCCUGUCAGACAAACGCCAUUAAAGCAGACGUGAUGGUGCUGCAGUGUAAAGAGCAGACGUGAUGGUGCUGCAGUGUAAAGAGCAGACGUGAUGGUGCUGCAGUGUAAAGAGCAGACCUGAUGGUGCUGCAGUGUAAAGAGCAGACGUGAUGGUGCUGCAGUGUAAAGAGCAGACGUGAUGGUGCUGCAGUGUAAAGAGCAGACGUGAUGGUGCUGCAGUGUAAAGCUCCCGUAGCUCUGUAUGUAAGCUGUCUGGUGAGCUUCAAUAUGAGAUGAAAACUUAAAUAUGAGAUGAAACUAUGUAAUAUGAACGCUUGGUUAUAUUCCCUUUCCAAAGAAAAUAAAGUGUAUGAGAACAACACACUGCUCGUCACUGUUUGUGUUUGUGUGAGUUGUAUUAAGGAGUAACCGCCGCACCACACUGACCGGACAGACCACACCACGAUUUUAGUCUGGGGGCCAUUUAUGUUAAAAAUGCUUUAAUGUGGAUUAUGGAAUAUUCUGGAAGGAUGUUGCCAUGUUAACUGAAACUCAACAGUCCAGAUACCGAAGAGAUGGCCCCACAGUUCCUAAAGGAAAAGGGUCAAAGGUCAUGCUUUUUUGGGGGGGGGGUUCCGCUUUUUCACCCCAAUUGUACUUGGCUAAUUACCCCACCCUUCCGAGCCGUCCCGGUCGCUGCUCCACCCCCUCUGCCGAGCCGGGGAGGGCUGCAGACUACCACAUGCCUCCUCCAAUACAUCCGGCUUCCCACCCGUAGACACGGCCAAUUGUGUCUGUAGGGACCAGAGUCCAAAGGGGUGUUUUGGGGUCACGUAGGUCCUGACAGACGUUAGCUGGUUUCCUGUAGACAAGUUUAUAAAACACAAUAUAAAACACUACUACUACCACUACUACUACUACUAGUCCUCUACUCCAUCACUAGUAUUAUGAUAUGUCUACUGGCCUCAGAAAGCUCCGUGUUUCU